AGCAGCGGGCGGCGCGGCGGGACACAAUGUAGCAAGGGCGGCGGAGCCGCUUACAAUGUAGCGAGGGCGGCGGCGGUCAGGUGGGGUGCUAUGGAAUAUGAUGAGAAGCUGGCCAGGUUCCGGCAGGCCCACCUCAACCCGUUCAACAAGCAGCUGGGACCAAGGCGGCAUGAGCAGGGGGCUGCUGAGGAGGCCCCUGACGUUGCUUCUGAAGAGGCCUUACCGGAGCCACCCCCUGAGGACUUCCACUGCGCAGAGCGAGUGAUGGAUCUCGGGCUGUCCGAGGACCACUUCUCCCGCCCCGUGGGUCUGUUCCUGGCCUCUGACAUCCAGCAACUGCGGCAGGCGAUCGAGCAGUGCAAGCAGGUGAUUCUGGAGCUGCCUGAGCACUCAGAGAGGCAGAAGGAUGCUGUAGUGAGACUCAUCCACCUGCGACUAAAGUUCCAGGAGCUGAAGGACCCCAAUGAAGAUGAGCCCAACAUCCGAGUCCUUCUGGAGCACCGCUUCUACAAGGAGAAGAGCAAGAGUGUGAAGCAGACCUGUGACAAAUGUAACGCCAUCAUCUGGGGGCUCAUUCAGACCUGGUACACCUGCACAGGAUGUUAUUACCGCUGUCACAGCAAGUGUUUGAACCUCAUCUCCAAGCCCUGCGUGCGUUCCAAAGUCAGCCACCAAGCCGAGUACGAGCUCAACAUCUGUCCAGAGGCGGGGCUGGACAGCCAGGAUUACCGGUGUGCAGAGUGCCGCGCGUCCAUCUCUCUGCGGGGCGUGCCCAACGAGGCCCGGCAGUGUGACUACACCGGUCAGUACUACUGCAGCCACUGCCACUGGAAUGACCUGGCCGUCAUCCCUGCUCGCGUGGUGCACAACUGGGACUUUGAGCCGCGCAAGGUGUCUCGCUGCAGCAUGCGCUACCUGGCGCUGAUGGUGUCACGGCCUGUGCUUAGGCUCCGGGCGAUCAACCCUCUUCUGUUCAACUACGUGGAAGAGCUGGUGGAAAUACGGAAGCUGCGUCAGGACAUCCUGCUCAUGAAGCCGUACUUCGUCACUUGCAAGGAGGCCAUGGAAGCACGUCUGCUCCUCCAGCUCCAGGACCGGCAGCACUUUGUGGAGAACGAUGAGAUGUACUCCAUCCAGGAUCUGCUAGACGCGCACACGGGCCGCCUGGGCUGCUCGCUCACCGAGACCCACACACUGUUCGCCAAGCACAUCAAGCUGGACUGCGAGCGGUGCCAGGCCAAGGGUUUCGUAUGUGAGCUCUGCAGAGAGGGUGACGUGCUAUUCCCCUUCGACAGCCACACAUCCGUGUGCAGUGACUGCUCUGCCGUCUUCCACAGGGACUGCUACUACGACAACUCCACCACAUGUCCCAAGUGUGCCCGGCUUACCUUGCGGAAGCAGUCGCUUUUCCAGGAGCGUGGGACAGACGUGGACGCCUAGAGUGGUGGGCAUCGCUCCCGGGCCUGUCUGGCGCCCACCCUACUGAUCAUUGCCAAAGUCAAGCUGUUUCUUGUGCUCUGGAGACCCCUAGGGUACCCCUGGACCUGUGCCCGCUCCGUCCUCACACACACACCCCCCGCCCCCCCCCGUGCUGGGCCAGAGGGGUAUAAGCACCAUGAGGACCGUCACCUGCGGUCCUUGUUGGGACUUGGUGCUGUGCCGGCCGUUUCCUGGAUGUGCUGCUGUGAGGGCCAGAAUGUGCCCCCCACUGCAGGGCUCUGUGGGCAAGGGAGUGGGAAAGGGCUUCUCAUCUCCCCCAUGGGGCCAAGGCCACCCUGGGAACCAUGGAGGGCUUCAGGGGAGUGGCCGACAAGACCCAAGGAUGCUAGCUGGAAACACCCAGCCUUGGCCUGAGUUUUCUCUGAAUUGGAUGGUUUGGGAUCUACCUGCAGGCUGCCAACUCCCCUUGUCUCUGUGGGGUCGUCUGGAUGUCCCUGGCCAGGGCUCUUUACAAUUGUCGCCGAGGUUCUGGAGUAGAUUAGGGGUUGCCUGGAGAGAACAGGGAUUAGUUGACAGGGCCAGUCCAGCGUUUACAGGUUCAUUUUGUACAGCAUGGAGGAAAGGGGCCACGGAGCUCAGCCAUGGGUGGGCCGGCCACUGCUGCCCUGGCCUAGCCCAGCUUACCCUGGUGCUCCGAACUGGGUGGCUGGGCAUCCAUCCUGAAGAGGCUGUUCUGCUUCCAGCUGUGCCCCCAGGUGAGGUUCCCAGUUUGGCAAGAGGGUUAGUUACAGUAGGCUUGAGUGGCAUUUCUGAAGAUGAGAUUUGCCCAAUGAGGUCUGUGCUGCUGCUGUAGUGUCUGCAUGGGACUCGACAGCUUGGAGACCAGCCAGGGGACAGCUGAGGUCAAGUGCUGGGGCCGAAAGCCCAUGAAGGAAGACCGAGGUGUGCAUGGUCCCGUGCCCCAACAGACAAGGGCCCCCUGCACAGAGGACGAGACUUACAGUCCUUCGGUGGGAGCUGUGGCAGGUCUCCCCAUUUGCCAGAACACUCUGUGCUUUAGAGACCCUGCGCCGAGGGAAGGGCACGUGGGAAGAGCACAUUUCAGGGUAUGGCUGCCCAGUCUUUUUCCUGCCGUGGACUGUGCUUGGAUGUCACUUACAGGUGGCGGAUGGUGGGCAGAGAACACACCACUGGGGUAUCCAUCCCCUCUGACUGGGAAGCACAAGAGGAGAUGCCUCUGGCACCACAAGGGUCAGCUCAGCUUGCUGGCCAAUGUGGGGGUGGCUGAAGG
Rhinolophus ferrumequinum (greater horseshoe bat) is the source of this 2731-nucleotide messenger RNA. RefSeq names its product differentially expressed in FDCP 8 homolog (gene DEF8). The record is from RefSeq and is a predicted model, not a curated record. The transcript has 12 exons. NCBI's taxonomy places the organism in Eukaryota, Metazoa, Chordata, Mammalia, Chiroptera, Rhinolophidae. The coding region runs from base 91 to 1440 and encodes 449 amino acids.